AUCUGGUAUAAUCAAGAGAAGGACACACAUCAUGAUUGUUGCAGGCAACAGCCAGACGAAGAAAUCCCAACUUUUUAGUCCAAGGCAGUCGCCGGUGGCCAAUUAUCCUCAGAAGCAAGGAAAGCCCACUGCCACCGCCAAUGGGUCUCGUGGAUUCUGUCGGAGUCUUAAUGACUGCAUGAGUAUGGGGUCUGUUGCUUCCACAAGCCAGAACCAGCCCCAGCCUCCCCCGAAAUUACAGCAGCAGGUGGCAGACCUCGAAAGAGAAGUCCUUAAGCAGAGGGAGCUCCGAAUCAUUUACAGGAAGAGAAUGGAGAGAACCCAUGACUAUCUAAAAUACUGUCUUCAAGUAGCCCAAGAUAAUGGCUUCUUAAAUCUUAUAAUUAAGAACAAAGAUUCUGAUUUUGAUCGACAAGAUUGCCCUUUUCCUUCUACCUUAAUUAGCACCGAAACUAGUCCUCAAUUGUCGCCUCCACUUCACCAGCAUCCCGACCUUGCAGGUCUCAUUUGCCAAGCCAAGAUGAACGGAUGGUACAUUGAUCACCCCGAGAUUGAACUGCAAGAGAAAAUAGGCCAAGGAAGCACAGCAGAAAUUUACAGGGCGGUUUGGCGAGGGCUUGAUGUUGCAGUGAAGUGCAUAUCUCCCAGUUUCUUCGAGUCAAACGAAAAUGGUGAAUCCUUUUUUGCUCAAGAACUCGACACUUUGUCAAGGCAACGCCACCGUUUCGUGCUGCAACUGAUGGGCGCAUGUCUCGAUCCUCCUGAUCAUGCAUGGGUUGUCACUGAAUACUUGGGCAUGACACUGAAGGAGUGGCUUCAUGGGCCAGGUAAUAGCAGGCGAAAAGAGAGAUUGGUUCCUCUUCCUCCGAUUGAAGAGAGGAUUAUUAAAGCAUUGGAGAUCUCCCAAGCAAUGCAAUACCUCCAUCAACAAAAACCAAAACUCAUUCAUCGAGAUCUUAAGCCUAGCAAUAUCUUUUUGGACGAUGCAAAUCACGUAAGGGUGGCAGAUUUUGGCCAUGCUAGAUUCUUGAGCGAUGAAGAAAUGGCAUUUACUGGUGAAACUGGAACAUAUGUUUACAUGGCACCAGAGGUGAUUCGAUAUGAACCUUACAAUGAAAAAUGCGACGUCUACAGUUUUGCCAUUAUACUUAACGAGAUCAUGACAGGAACUCAUCCUUACAUUGAAACAGAUUUUGGUCCCACCAAGAUUGCCAUGGAAGUUGCAGAAGGUUACCUGAGGCCAAUGCUUCCAGAGGACGAUGGACAACUUGGAGAAAUCAUCAAUCUCAUUUGCUUGUCGUGGGAUCAAGAUGCUUCUGUUAGACCAUCUUUUGCAAAAAUCACUUCAACUCUCAAGAAAUUUCACCAGAAAAUUACAGAGAGCAGUGAGAUUGAUUAUUGCAUUUGAUUAGUCAGCUUCUUGUAAUCUUCCUAUACUUUUAAUAUGGUUAAUUAGUCUUAAUAUAUCCCAAUUAUAUAUGAUUACGGGCAGAAAAAAAAUUAAAAAAAAAAAAAACAUUAAUCCAGCUUAUCAAACUUACCAACU
Molecule: messenger RNA, 1546 nt
Organism: Manihot esculenta (cassava)
Lineage: Eukaryota; Viridiplantae; Streptophyta; Magnoliopsida; Malpighiales; Euphorbiaceae
Product: serine/threonine-protein kinase STY46
Exons: 5
Coding region: 32-1408 (458 amino acids)
Biological process (GO): protein phosphorylation
Molecular function (GO): ATP binding; protein kinase activity
Source: RefSeq, a predicted model, not a curated record